Cucurbita maxima (winter squash) is the source of this 801-nucleotide messenger RNA. RefSeq lists its product as uncharacterized. Lineage: Eukaryota; Viridiplantae; Streptophyta; Magnoliopsida; Cucurbitales; Cucurbitaceae. The coding region runs from base 244 to 696 and encodes 150 amino acids. The record is from RefSeq and is a predicted model, not a curated record. The transcript has a single exon.
GCAAAUCCCAUCCAACCUGUCACGACCAACUCCCAGCCUGGCAGUCCCCACUAUUAAUUAAAAAAAAAAAAAAAAACGGGGGCCCACAUUACUGUUUGACCAGUCCUACGUGGUGCACGCAGUUUAAAAACCGUGAGCCCCACCUUCCCUAUAUAAAUAACAAUCAGCGUUCCCAAAUCCCUAGCGCCUCCAAAUCCCCUGGUUGUCGCAGUCUUCUCUCUCCGCCGUGACGAGCCGCCGUUAAUGGGUAUUUGCAGUUCAUCGGAAUCAAUUUCAGUGGCCACCGCCAGACUGAUCCUUAACGACGGAAGCCUGCAGGAAUUUUCUUAUCCAAUCAAGGUUUCGUACGUUCUUCAAAAGAAUCCGUCGUGCUUUAUUUGCAACUCUGACGAUAUGGAUUUCGAUGACGCCUUGUCGGCCAUUGGCGACGACGAAGAGCUUCAACUCGGACAUCUUUAUUUUGCACUGCCAUUGAGUAGGCUGAAGCAGCCACUUCAGGCCCAGGAAAUGGCCGCAUUGGCCGUCAAGGCCAGCGCUGCGCUCAUGAAACGUGGCACGGGAAACAAAUAUGGCAACCGCCGGAGAUCAGUAUCUCCGGUGGUUUUCGCGGCUAAGGAACUCAAGAGUCGCAAACUAGUGGUCGCCAGCCGUGGAAGAAAAAAAUUCGCGGCGAAUUUGACGGCGAUUCCUGAGUAGGUCGUUUUUUCUUAAAUCGGUGGGUUAAUUUUGUAAAUAUUGGGGAAAUAGGGACUGGUUCGUUUAGAUAUUUUGGUUAGUUUUUUUUUUUUUUAUUGUUUAAAA